Messenger RNA from Trichoderma breve, 1407 nucleotides. Its product is annotated as heterokaryon incompatibility protein (HET) domain-containing protein. Bases 1 to 1407 code for a protein of 468 amino acids. The transcript has a single exon. The record is from RefSeq and is a predicted model, not a curated record. NCBI's taxonomy places the organism in Eukaryota, Fungi, Ascomycota, Sordariomycetes, Hypocreales, Hypocreaceae.
AUGAACGACAGCAUCGACAAUAACUUAAAUCGCAAGUCAGGAUUUCGACAUCCCACUAUCCAAAGUGCAACAGAAACUCGACUACUGCAGAUAUCACGAAACCCUACGGAUCAAAGUUGGCAAUACGAUUUAGUUGUGGUAUCGCUGGAAGACUUGUCUUCUACCUCUUAUAGAGCUCUAUCUUAUACAUGGGGUAAGGCGACUUCAGCAGAUGACCUCCGAUCAAUACGAGUCGGCAAUCAGGAGUUCUUUGUGCGACAGAACCUCUUCGACUUUCUUGCUUCAGCAACAGCCAAGGAAGAAUGUGGACUUUUCUUCGUCGACGCCGUGUGCAUAAAUCAGCUCGAUUAUGACGAGCGGCAAGCGCAAGUUCAAGCAAUGGCUUUGGUCUACAGCCGCGCAACAUGCGUCAUUUCCUGGCUUGGAACAUUGCCACAGGAGUAUGACGAGGGCUGUCGAGCUCUGAGCCAAGCAUCAGAAGUGUCUUGUGCAAGGUGGUCAGAAAGAGAAUGGAAAGCGCUCAAGUAUCUCAGCUAUGCGCCGUAUUGGACACGUGUCUGGGUUGUACAGGAGGUUUUGCUGGCUUCUCACUUGACGAUAUGGUGCGGGCCUUUUACAUUCUCACCCACGCUCCUGGGCAGGACACCACAGGUCAGAGAAGCUGUUUACACGAAAUUUAGUGCAGACGGCAGGCCAAGUGUUUCGAGAAGCGAUACAAGCCGACUACGCUGCCCAUCAGAGGCCAUUCUUGCGCACAGAAUGAGACUUGUUCCCCGGAUGAAGAAGGACACUGCUCCGGAAGGAUGUGCUAUUGGGACUCUGGAAGACAUGGUGUCUGAUCUUCAAAAGCCUUCAAUGAGCUUUGAACCAUAUCAGUCUCGGGUUUCGGAUGAGCUCCAUAGCAUCAUGCGCAAAUUCGGCCGCCUACAAUGCACAGACAUACGAGACCGGUUAUACGGCUUCAUCGGUCUACUUGAUGAGAGGAGCCGCCAAAAGUUGAAUCCAGAUUACAACAGGAGUGUUGAGUAUGCCUUUUAUCAGGCGCUGAAAUUUGGAUUGUCGGAGCUAUGCCCAGGCUAUGGCGUCUCUGCUCGGGGACUUGGGGACUCCUGGAUUUCGUAUUUCUGCGAGGUACGAGACGCUUUCAAUAUGGGGGAUGAAAUCAGCGUACGGAUAUUCCGCCAAGUAUAUCGCGAACUCGAUUUCAAGACACGAAUGGAGGAUGUCCUCUUUCAGGAACAGUGGGAUAUCAACUAUGGCUGGAGAGGGGCGGAUGCCGUUCACUAUCGCGCCUUUACUCAUAUGAUCAUCGAUGAUGAACUGGACGAUGACGCAUUUUCGGAUGCUGAUAGACCGCUGUUGCUUAGGUUUCACAACAAACAACGGCAUUUAUUGGAGAAGAUGUGA